Pelagomonas calceolata is the source of this 1713-nucleotide messenger RNA. Lineage: Eukaryota; Pelagophyceae; Pelagomonadales; Pelagomonadaceae. The record is from the annotation of a GenBank genome assembly.
GCUAGCGUCUGUUAAGACACUAGCAAGCCGUGCCUCGACAAAAUAUAUUGCGCAAUUGCCUCCGCGGCGCGAUAGCGGUACGCCAUCGCCGCGGGGCAGCACUGCCGACGCGCGCGGCAGCGAUGCGUGUAAGGGCAGCACUCCUGCUCUGCGCCGCGGCCUGCCAUGGUGCAUUUAUUAGAACAGGGAAGUGGCAAAAACCAAAGAGCGCACCCGUCGACUACGACCGCGCCAGUCCGUACGGGUCGUGGCGCAACGAAAGUUAUGAUUGGGAAGCAGCGAAACGACGUGUCCUCGACCACGCGAUGCGGGAUGUGGCACGCUAUUCUAUAGACGAGUCCCAUAAGAGCACGAAGCUCGCGUUACGAAGCGCCCUCCUGGACAAGACGCACGCGAUUUGGAUCUUGCAAGGUAGAUUAUUUGUCCACAAGGCUUAUUUGGGCGAGAUGAAGCGCGAGCUGCAUCUGCGAUUCAUGAAUUCCGUUCUAAGAAAGAAGAGCGACCUGAUAAAGAACGUCGUAUAUACGUUCGAUGAGGGCGCGAGUGGCCCCAGUCACGAAUGCGACCCGCACCUGCCGAAGCUCGUGAUAGCCAAGAAGAACGGCGAAAAGCAGUGCGGCGUUCUGGUGCCGAAUCCGUACUUCGGGGAUUUAUAUAGGAACUGGGAGCGGGAGCGGAGUGCCUUGGUGGCGCUUGGUCGACGACGGAAGUGGGAGAACAGGAGGCCGCAGUUGUUUUGGCGGGGUAAGAUUCGAGGUCGGGAGGCCGUGAUUAACAAAGAGAGAGAUUGUAGUAGAGAAGCCGGCAACUACGCGCGGUUGCAGGCGGCUUCAUUAACCGCGCACGACGCGAAGAAAUUUGACGUGCGCACGAAUACGUGUCGGCCGCGGCCGAUCCGGUCUUUAUCUCAAGACUUGUGUCGGAAGGUCUUACCGCAGAACGACGACUUAGCUAAAAUACGAGAUUCGGGUUGCAGGGCGGUCCAGGGCCGGUUCAUGAAUCACGGCAAGUUCAACACGUUCCAGUAUUUAUUGGAUUUGCCCGGAAGUACGACGGGAAGCUACUCUAGGAACUUAAACCACCUCUGGCUGCUGGGGGCCGUCGUCGUCUUCUGGGCCGGUCCUCUCCUCGAACCGGGCGGCGCGCUGCAGUGGUACUCGGCCGGGUUAAGGGACGGGAGGACGCACGUCACGGUCAACGUGUCGACGGCCAAGGCGACGCUCGACGCCAUCACCGACCAUGUAGAGUGGCGCAAUGAAUUGUUAGAGAACUCGCGCGGCGUGGCAGACAAUCUAUUAUGUGGCGAGUGCAUGGGCAGCUACGUGGCGACCGUCCUCACGUCACUGAGGCAGCGCCUGCCCCUUCUGGAUUCCGCGUUGAACCAGCGGACGCACCAUACCGCGAACGCGACGCUCGCCGAAUUGUUAUCAAGAGAGAACUGCGCGCGGCACUUCGCGGCCGGGUUGGUCGAGGUCGUGCGCGGGACGCCCCGGAACCGGCGCGAGCCGGGCUGGUCGAUCACGUGGCGGACCGCCGCGACGGGCGCCGCGGCCUGCGAUUUGUUGGGAGCGCUGCCGGCGCCGUUCCGCGACCCGAAGAUGAGCGCCGCGGGCCGGCGCGGCGGCGCGCGCGUCCGGGAGCGCGUGCCCCUUGCUUCUUCGGUUUGAGUAUUGUUUGUGGUUUUUACAUUUUUACAUCGACUCUCUAACAAAC